AUGUCUGCCCAAGAAGACCAGGCUCUGCUCAUGCUGCAGCGGGCCAACCUGUCCCUUCGCAAAGCCAUUUUAGCCAACUUCCCUUGCGCCUAUGAGCACUUCCUACCUGCACCCACAGGAAUCACAGCUGAUCAGCGCAAUGCCAUCUACUGCAACGAAGCCAUGUUGGCUGACACUAUGAUGCCGCUUGACAAGGUCAUUUUGGGUCCUACGGGCAAAAGUGUCACCCGCAGCUACUUCACGUCCCUGGACAUGCUGGUGCCUCGCAAGACCGACAUUGGCACCUUUGACCUCAACGGGGGAGCCUCCCAAGAUGCCAACAGUCAAGAGUACAAGUAUACUUUGGCUAUGGAAUACCUUCGUAAAGCAGCGCCAGCCUCUGCCCAGAAAACCAACAAUGAUGUGAAGGGAUCCAAAGACACACUCGUCAAACGCGGCGUCCCUGCUACAACGGUUGACUUGUACGUCGAGAAGCAGCUGAACUGGUCCACGGCCCGCGCCAAAUGGGACGCCGCUCGAAACGAAGCCAUUGAGGCCAGGGAAUCACGCCCAGAUAAGCAGAGCGCUGCCGCGUUCAGUUUGCGACAGAAGAAGUUGAAGAGUGCUCAAGGCGAGCUUCACGCUCGUUGGAUGGACUGGGUUGUCAAUGGUGAUAAGCUCAAGGUUGACUACUGCUUCGCACUUGUCGAUCGUGACAGCAUCAUGGCUCGUAUCGAGAGAGCCAAGGAGGCAACGCGAGAUGCGAUGCUCACCAGCAUCGACGGCACUGAAUGGGCCCAAGUCCACUUUGAGCCAGCAAAUUGGGCAAAGCUAUGCCGGGACAAAGCGGUGGCAUGGCGCACACGGCAUCCAGCGAGCCCCGCGCACGUACAGAUGCAGCUGGAUAGCCUGCGCUCGAUGAAGGAGGCUUAUAAUGCCUAUGAUGCCCAAUUGGCACAACGUGCCGCAAGCGGCCAGCCUGGAGGGACUGCACCUACAGAGUUCGAUAUCAACACGGCCAAAUUUCCCGAUACAAACGUACCGGACAUUACAUCCAAAAAGGAAGAAAUCGAAUCCAAGGCCCCUGCCUUGCAAGCAGCAUUCAAAGAUUGGGAAGCUGCCAAGGCCGAGCCGACCCCUGACGCGGAAAAAGUGAGAAGACUGCAAUGGAAGGUCGCCGCGCUGGAAAACCAAGAGACGAUGAGAGUGGUGAAGGAGUACAAUAAACCAUCAGUUUCAGAAAACAAGCUGCAGGCUGCAGAGAAGCGCCUGAGAGAGGCCUAUAACGCGAUGUAUACCGCUGAGAAGAAAGCCAGGUCGAUUCCGAUAAUCCCGGGGGCGGACAAGGAGCUCGUCGAGAAGAAAGACGAGUGGCUCAAGGCGAGAACAGCGUUGACUGAGGCACAGACGGACGAGACUACAGCCCAACUCUCAGCCAGCGGAGCAGCCAACUUGCGAACGUCGAUCAAGUCUCGGAUUACAUCCUUGAACUCGGAGAUUCAGCGUCUAGAAGGUCGCUUGGCUGGAAAUAAUCCUCCAGACAUGAUCGUCGGGGUAGAGGGUGACAAGGAGGGACCCAUUGAGAAGAGCAAGCCAGAUACCAGCGGUGGUGCCGUUGGCAGUGGCCGUGGCGACUCGGGCACAGCCGACGUGUGGACCGACAUUGCCUUCACCGUGAGCGCCCAGAGCGACGACCACAAGCUAGAAGAGCAUGGCAUGUCGGGAGCCUUCCACGCAGAAGCUCAGACGUGGUACGCCGCCGUCAAGGCGGAGUCGAGCUUCUCCAAAAACGACAAGACCAUCAACGACUUCAUGUCAAAGUGCACCAUCAGCGGCUCAUUCUCCGCAAUGGUCGUUAGCAUCAAGAGGCCAUGGCUGCACGCCGAGCUGUUCCAGGACUUUGACAUUGACAUUCCGGCGGGCACAUUCCUGAGCCCCGGGGCCAAGACCAUCAAGUACUGGGUGGAAAACGGCGAUAACGAAUACAACGGCUACGUGCGAACCAAUUACGGAAAGUUUCCUGCGUAUCCAACGGCCUUUAUCGUUGCUGCUGAUGCGAAUCUGUCCUUUAAGAGCACCCAAUCUGCGGCAGAGGAGGCGCUCAAGGUGCUGCAGACUGACAGCAGUUUAGAGGCGAGCUUUGGGAGCUGGAACAUAAGCGGAGGUGCUGGGGCAAAGAUCAAAACAAACGACAAGAGUGCCAGCCAGCACAUGGAGGUCAAGGACGGGGCGUUGCAAAUAUCCUUCCAGGCGCCGCAGAUUAUCGGGUGGGUGAGUGAGGUCCUGCCUGAGCUUCCACGCGGAGAUAUUCCAAAGGCUGGUGGUCUCCACGGAGCGCCUGUGAGGGGAUACCGUGCCAACAUGUAA
Molecule: messenger RNA, 2346 nt
Organism: Trichoderma asperellum CBS 433.97
Lineage: Eukaryota; Fungi; Ascomycota; Sordariomycetes; Hypocreales; Hypocreaceae
Source: RefSeq, a predicted model, not a curated record